Messenger RNA from Selaginella moellendorffii, 396 nucleotides. Its product is annotated as short-chain dehydrogenase TIC 32, chloroplastic. The record is from RefSeq and is a predicted model, not a curated record. NCBI's taxonomy places the organism in Eukaryota, Viridiplantae, Streptophyta, Lycopodiopsida, Selaginellales, Selaginellaceae. The transcript has 5 exons. The coding region runs from base 1 to 396 and encodes 131 amino acids.
AUGACCGGAAUACAGAGAUCCACAAGAGAAGGCGUGGGGGUGGGUGCAGAUGGUGCUGGUGUUGUGGUGUUCGAUGAAUCAGCCAUUAGGGCGAAAGGAGUUGACAUCACAGCCAACACUGUUCACCCGGGGUUUAUAAUGUCGCCUUUGAUGCGGCACACAUUCUACAUAAUGAGGUUUCUCAAGUUCUUCUCCAGCUUCCUUUGGAAAAAUGUGCCACAGGACGCUGCUACGACGUGCUACACAGCUUUACAUCCAAGCCUCAAGGACGUCACUGGGCAAUACUUCGUGGAUUCCAACAAAUCCAGCUGUAGCGCUUAUGGCAGAGAUCCCGAGCUCGCUCACAAGCUAUGGACCUUCUCCCAGGAGCUUAUAGACAAGCAUUCUCCGUCCUAA